Glarea lozoyensis ATCC 20868 is the source of this 1026-nucleotide messenger RNA. Its product is annotated as Metallo-dependent hydrolase. Gene Ontology annotation, cellular component: cytoplasm; cytosol. The coding region runs from base 1 to 1026 and encodes 341 amino acids. The record is from RefSeq and is a predicted model, not a curated record. Lineage: Eukaryota; Fungi; Ascomycota; Leotiomycetes; Helotiales; Helotiaceae. Gene Ontology annotation, biological process: secondary metabolic process. Gene Ontology annotation, molecular function: carboxy-lyase activity; hydrolase activity. The transcript has 3 exons.
AUGGCCAGAGGCACGAUCGCAAUCGAGGAGGCAGUGAUAUCACCUGCCGACAUUGCAUCAGUAACAGAAUGGCAGUCCCUCCUCUCGCCCUCCUUUGAUCCCUCGAAACCAGUGGCCUCAUAUUCAACUCGGCUCCUCGACAUUCACGGUGCUCGACUUCAGCAAAUGGAUGAGAAUGGCGUCGAAUAUAUGCUCCUCUCACUAACAUCGCCAGGAUGUCAAGGUGAAAGCGAUCCAGAAACUGCCACUCAAGUUGCCAGAGACGCCAACGAUUACCUCACAGCAGAAGUUGCAAAGAAUCCUCAGCGAUUCGGUGCAUUUGCUGCAAUCUCAAUGCACAAUUCCCAAGAUGCAAUCACCGAACUUCGGCGCGCAGUCAAGGAAUUGGGAAUGUUCGGUGCCCUGAUCAACGAUUUCCAAUCACAUGGUCCAGACGGCACAGAGAAAUUGUACUAUGAUACACCGGCUUAUGAUCCAUUCUGGGAAGCCGUGCAAGAGUUGAAUGUUCCAGUCUAUAUCCAUCCAAGAUAUCGCAUCAAGCCGGAGCUCGAACCUGGCACAAUGUAUGGCAGCCGGAAACAUUUGUUGGGUGCAGGUGUACAAUUCCAUCUUGAUUUGAGUUUCCACAUAUAUGCCAUUUGUUCGAGUGGACUGUUUGAUAGGUAUCCAGGAGUUCAGUUGGUGGUAGGACAUUUAGGUGAAGGAAUUCCAUUCAACCUCUGGCGAGCAUCUCACUGGUUGAACUCACCUCUCAAAAAACCAUCUCGACCAUGUGCGCAAGAUUAUGCGUACUAUUUCAAACAUAACAUACACGUUACGACAUCGGGAUUCUUCUCUACCGAGGCUUUAAAGUUCUGUACGGGCCAAAUCGGGAUCGAAAGGUGCCUGUUUGCUAUUGAUUAUCCAUACGACCAAGUCAAGGAAGCAAUGGACUGGUGGAAGGGUGCUGAGUUGGAAGAAGAUGAGAAAGAAGUGAUUGGAAGGACAAAUGCUAUUAAAUUGUUCAAACUGCCACUUGAGAUCUAG